Molecule: messenger RNA, 1590 nt
Organism: Rhizopus microsporus ATCC 52813
Lineage: Eukaryota; Fungi; Mucoromycota; Mucoromycetes; Mucorales; Rhizopodaceae
Product: cysteine proteinase
Exons: 7
Coding region: 1-1590 (529 amino acids)
Biological process (GO): protein deubiquitination
Cellular component (GO): nucleus; cytosol
Molecular function (GO): cysteine-type deubiquitinase activity; cysteine-type endopeptidase activity
Source: RefSeq, a predicted model, not a curated record
AUGCCUUCGGGAAAGAAUACGGACGCUAUAUUUAUGCCCUCGUUUUGCUUUGGUGAAAUCACUCGAGCUGAAAUCAAUUCUGUACUUAGUAUUGCCGGUGUUCCUCUGACACCUCCCAAAAAGACUCCUUUUGUCACAGGUAUCCCACCUAGAAAAAAACCAAGCGAAGAGAAGAAAAUAGAACCUAUAAAAGAAGAUGAAUCAGUGAAAAAGCCUCCGAUAACCAACGGUACUAACAGUCCAGUGGAGACGCCCAAGCCAAAACCAAAACCUACUGCUACCAGUUGGGCUGCUUUGUUAAAGACAUCAGAAAACAAAUUGAAAGCAUCUUCUGCCUCUUCAUCCACCUCGACAACAGCUAGUACCUCUGUUCCAAACAAUGCACCUACAGUCAAUGGCAAGCAGACGCCUAAAACUUCUACUUCUCCUACACCCUCAAUUACACCCAAAUUUACUGGCAUUGCUGACAUCAUUAGUAAAUAUGAGCCUACAUUUAAUGCACCUUUACUUCAGCCUAGGGGCUUGAUCAACAAUGUGAACACAUGCUUUAUGAAUGUGAUCCUUCAACCAUUAUCGCAUUGCCCACCAUUUUAUAAUCUUAUCAAAACGAUCAGUACACAAGUAGCUCAUAACAUCAAAAGCAAAACACCGCUACUUGACUCGAUCAUUGAAUUUGUCAACGAAUUUCAGACGGACCGAUUGGAUAACACUUUGGAACCUUAUGGAGAGCCCUUUGUGCCGGAAUAUGUUUAUAACGCACUACGCGGUCAAAAGAAAUUUGACACUCUUCGUGGUCGUCAAGAAGACUCUGAAGAGUUUCUUUGUUUCCUCUUGGACGGUUUACAUGAAGAAAUGACGAAUGUCUUAAAGGAACGACAAGAGAGAAAAAUGGAAGAAGAAGUAGUAGGUAAAGGCGAAGGAUGGUUAGAAGUAGGAGCAAAGAACAAGACGAGCAAUUUGCGUGCUACUGGAUUUGAGGAAUCACCUAUAUCUAAAAUUUUUGGAGGCAAGGUUCGAUCUGUCUUACGUUGCCCUGGAGCCAAAGAUUCGAUCAACCUCGAACCAUUUCAAUCACUUCCACUUGACAUUCAACCUGAAAAUGUUCACUCUGUGGAGGAUGCGAUCGCAAACAUGACCUUACCUGAGAUAAUGCACGAUUAUACCUCACCCAAGGGAAUCAAGGUGGAAGCAACCAAACAGGUUUACUUUGAGAGAUUGCCAGCCGUGUUGAUUUUGCAUAUGAAACGAUUUGUAUUUGAUAAUGUCGGUGGUGUUCAAAAGCUAUCGAAACGAGUGACCUAUGGGUCGAAACUAGUGAUAAAUCCCGAAUGGAUGGUGCCCGUGUUACGACCGAAUGAAAGCGUAACAUAUAAACUAUUUGGCAUUGUCUAUCAUCAUGGAUCAUCUGCUGGUGGAGGCCAUUAUACAUGUGAUAUCAAGCGAAGAAAUGGUGAAUGGCUUCAUAUCGAUGAUACGACGAUCACUCCUGUCUCUGAGAAGGAUGUCUUGGUUACUGAGGAGAAUACCCGAACAUCCGAAAGAAUUCAUGCUGGUCAAACAGCGUAUAUUCUGUUUUACAUCAAAGCAUAG